Molecule: messenger RNA, 803 nt
Organism: Rubroshorea leprosula
Lineage: Eukaryota; Viridiplantae; Streptophyta; Magnoliopsida; Malvales; Dipterocarpaceae
Source: the annotation of a GenBank genome assembly
GACUUGGGGGACCGGGAAAGCAUGUAGGCAUUGUCGGCCUUGGUGGUCUUGGUCAUGUGGGUGUUAAAUUUGCCAAGGCUUUGGGAAGCAAGGUGACUGUAAUCAGCACCUCUCCUAGCAAGACGAAUGAAGCUUUGGAACACCUGGGUGCAGACUCAUUCUUGGUCAGUCAUGAUCAGGAACAAAUGGAGGCUGCAAUGAGUACCAUGGAUGGAAUCAUAGACACAGUCUCUGCUGUUCAUCCCAUUUUGCCACUAAUUGGUCUCUUGAAGCCCCAUGGGAAACUAGUUAUGGUGGGUGCACCUGACAAGCCACUUGAGCUACCUGUGUUUCCAAUGCUGCUGGGAAGGAAGGCAGUGAUUGGAAGCAACGCUGGAGGGCUGAAGGAGACACAGGAGAUGAUAGAUUUUGCAGCAAAACAUAAUAUUACAGCAGACAUUGAGCUUAUCUCCAUGGACUACGUGAACACUGCUAUGGAACGACUUGAAAAAGGUGAUGUCAGAUACCGAUUUGUCAUUGACAUUGGGAACACCUUGGCUGCAACAAAGUCUUGAACCUCAUUUGGUGUCUCCUGCAUCAUCAUACAAAGGACUUGAACUUCAUUUUGGUUUGCUGAAACAGAAAUAUUAGCAUAAUAAUAAAGCAUAUCUCUUGCUAUUCCUGAGAUAAUUACCCAUCAGCCAUUCAACACAUUAGCAAUUCGGUGAAGUCUCUCAUAGAAAGAGAAGACUCAGAUUCAAGAGACAACUUCUCAGCUGAGCUUUAUUACGAACACCUAGUGUGCAUAAAAAUACAUCUAAAAA